GUGCAGUCUUCUGUGAACCGCAGUAUUAAGUUCAGUUUUCUGUCAUCUGUUCUAUCACUCAUAAAUGAUACAGAGCAGCCUUAGUGUCAGCCAUGGGGAGCAAACAACAGAUAAACCUUCACCAUUUGGCCAUGGUCUAUUUUCUCUUGAGUUCAACUUUACCUGCUGCAGAUGGUCAGAUCAGAUUAACUGGGUCUGGGUCUACUCCGUGCUCUGGAAGAGUUGAAGUCUAUUACAACAACACCUGGGGAACAGUCUGUGAUGAUGGUUGGGACUCAGAUGAUGCUAAGGUGGUUUGCAGAGAGUUGGGCUGUGAUACGGCAAUGAGUGCCCCUCAAUCAACCUACUUUGGUGAAGGAACCGGACAAAUCUGGCUUGAUGAUGUGGACUGUUUAGGAAAUGAGAGGUCUCUAACUCAGUGUAAGCACAGAGGAUUUGGGACACACAACUGUGGACAUGGAGAGGAUGCUGGUGUUUUCUGUUCAGGUGUCAGAUUGGCUGGGUCUACUCUGUGCUCUGGGCGAGUUGAAAUAUAUUACAACAACAUCUGGGGAACAGUCUGUGAUGAUGGUUGGGACUUAAACGAUGCUGAGGUGGUUUGCAGAGAGUUGGGCUGUGGUACGGCAAUGAAUGCCACUGAGUCAGCCCACUUUGGUGAAGGAACCGGACAAAUCUGGCUUGAUAAUGUGGCCUGUUCAGGGAGUGAGAGGUCUGUAACUCUGUGUCAGCACACAGGAUUUGGGACACACAACUGUGGACAUGGAGAGGAUGCUGGUGUUGUCUGUUCAGCACUCCUCCCAAAGCCCAACAUCUCCAUGAAUCCUGCUGCUGAGGUUACCUGGGGUCAGAACGUCAGCAUCACUUGUUCUGUCUCAACUCAAACUCAACAGAUUUUAAGUCCAACAUUUAUUUUGAAAAAGGCUUCAAGUUCAGUUGAAAAGACCCAAACGUCAAGUACCAACUUUGUUACCUUCAACAUGCCUGAAGUCAACUUUGACAACGAAGGAUCCUACCAGUGUCAGUAUAAGAUAACAGUUGCAGGUCAAGACUUCACCUCCUCAAGUGACUCUGUCAGCCUUUCUGUUACUGUGAGCCUCCCGACACCCAGCAUAUCCAUGAAUCCUGUUGGUGAGGUUACCUGGGGUCAAGACGUUGGCAUCACUUGUUUGAUCUCAACUCAGGUUUUAGGUGGGACAUUCAUCCUGCAGCACUCCUCAGGCUCAUCCAGAAAGACAGAAACUCGUACCAACUCUGCUACCUUCAACAUUGUCCAAGUGGACUUUCACAAUGAAGGAUCGUACCAGUGUCAGUAUCAGACAAGGAGUUCAAGUCAAGACUUCAUCUCACCCCAGAGUAACUUUGUCAGACUCUCUGUUUCUGUGCCGCUGCAGCAGCCCAACAUCUCCCUAACAUCUCCUAACAGAGGGCUGGUCUGGGGCCCUGAAGGUGCACAGAUCACCAGAGGUUUCAGCUUUGUCUUCACCUGCUCCACUUCCUCCCAUUAUCCUGGAGGUGUUUUCCAUCUCAUCUUCUCUGGUUCAAACCUCACCAACACAGAGCCAGUGGUCAACCAGUCAGCCUCCUUUUCCUUCCCGGUGGCUGAGUAUGAACACCGGGGCAACUACAGCUGUGUGUAUGAAGUCACACUGUCCUCGAGAAGAUUCACUUCUACACAGACAGCACCGGUUAGUGUCGUCAUUAAAAUGCAUUUGUUGCCGCUGGUCUCUUCAGUAGCUGCUGGGGGUCUGCUGCUGCUCCUGCUAGUCUUGGUGGUGGUCUAUCUGGUCUGCAAGAGAAGACGACGAGCCGAGCACACUGGAGCCGUCGUCCAAACUCAAUUACCAAAAGGCAUGCAUAAGGGAGUCACCAUAUAG
Sander lucioperca (pikeperch) is the source of this 1874-nucleotide messenger RNA. RefSeq names its product deleted in malignant brain tumors 1 protein-like. The coding region runs from base 93 to 1874 and encodes 593 amino acids. The transcript has 9 exons. NCBI's taxonomy places the organism in Eukaryota, Metazoa, Chordata, Actinopteri, Perciformes, Percidae. Gene Ontology annotation, cellular component: membrane. The record is from RefSeq and is a predicted model, not a curated record.